UGUUGUGCUGGAUGUUGAGCGUGAGACCGACUUGUGUACCUACGCUGCCUGCGUGCAGUUCGUGCUAGCACGUAUGAUGCAGUCGUGCUCGCAGUCUAGGCAAAAUGCUAUGCUGAAGGGCGAUGGAACUACCUCUGACAACGCAGUCAAGUUACCAGUCAGCCUUCUUGUUCCCUUUGUGUUAUGCGACACCAGAGGCCAAGUCUGACAGCGAAACGUCGUCAUUCUGCGAAAACCAGGCAGCAACAUUACCAACGAGCUUGAGUAUAUCAGACUGCAUCGAUACCGGCGUUUGUGUAGGAAGUUUGCGCUCGGAUACAGCACUGUCGUCGCCACCGACACCUUCUGCAGAUACCUCGCACGAACAGGAACUGGAAAAUGAAUAUGCAAACCUAAUGUUGCAAAAGUUUUUACCGGCGUUGCAAAAGGAUUCGAUGGAACCGACUGACGGCUGCUCGACAUCGUACUCCGCGCCGCCAGUGUUGAUGUCAGUAGCAUCACGCAGUACAUCGGUUGCAAGUUCGUUUAGCAGCGAGAGCAUACCAGUUGUGACUACUUCACAAGGAAGUACUGAACAUGGAAGCAGCAGUUGCACUAUGUCUGGAACAGUUGAUGGAGAAGCACAGUCAUGUACAGAAAAAAUGCUGGAGCAGGAGCAUGCAGCUUCUUCCAAUUUUAUUUAUCCUGGCACAUGCCUGUCAGCAUCAGAAGCUGUAGUUGCUUCAAAAUAUGACGUGGGAAAAGGCAACCUGAUAAGUAAUCAAGAAUUGGCCCUUUCUCUUGAGUCUGUGCUGACAGUGGUACCACAGUCCCUGCGGAAGCGUUCUGAAACUGCAGAUGUUAAAAGCUUGGAAAGGAAACAACUAAUCAAAGAACCCUGUGUUAAAACUUGUAGACCAAGGUAUUCAACCUCUUCAUGUGGAGGUGCUAGUUUACAGUCAUGGGACUCUCACCUUGAAAUAGAUGCAUCUAUUGAAGACAUUGUAGAAAGUGUGAUUCAUGAACUGUCCAUCUGUGAAACAGAGUUGCAAAGCUGUUCGGGCAUGUUUUCCCGGGAGCAUUCUACAAUAAGUGAUGUACCACGAAAAGCAUCUCCAGCCUCUCUGUCAAGUUACACAUCAAGCAAGCGAUUAGAAUGGGACAAUGGGGCAGACAUUGGAUAUUCUGGCACUAGUGAUAGAAUACAUGGACAUGGAGGGUUAAGGUAUCAUGAUAUAGAGAGGCACGCUUGCAAGCAAAGUGAUGGUGGUGUCAUCAAUGAGGCCAGUGUUUCUCCUGAUGAGAAGAUGCACAAGUUUUCUGUGACACAUUUUCGUGACGUUGUAGUCCAGACUGAAGCUUGUUCAAUCAGAGAUGCUGGCGUCCAAGCUACUGCUUCUGCCACAGAUCUUUUGUCUACUCAGACUUGUAUGAAAGUGUUAACUAAGCAGUCUGAUUUGUUAGUAUCAGGCAGUGCUGCAACAGAUUUGAGUAGUAUUGCAUCAGCAAAGCAAGAAUCUUUCAAUAUUGCACUUGCUAAGGGUGGACACCAACAAAUUGGCAAGGAGAAAGGAGGAUCUCUUGUGAGAAAUAGGACACCAGACUAUGCUUGUGCCAAGUUGAAGCCUGCUGUUCAGCUACCUGUAGGCAGAAAGAGCCUUGAAAUGCCAAGGCGUGAUUGUGCAAAUAGUGUUUCGCUGUGUUAUAGCCACAGAACCUUCAGAGAGCAUAGGAAUCUUAAAAAGAAGCAUGCAAAUUUGACACGAAAACAUGCUUCAGGUUUCAGCCAUCUGCAGAGGAGAGAUUGUAACGAUAACUUUGUUGCUGCCUCUGAUACUUCUCAUAUAGAAUCUGAACCUUUGGAUGUCACUGGUUUUACUGUUAUCAACAACAACAGACUGAAAAUGAAAUUGCCUACAGCUGUACCAGGACUGGCUUCCCGAAGUGCAACACCCGCUGAGCUUCCCCGUCCAUGCAGUGAGCUUAACAAGCGUCGGCUUGAUCAUUGGCUCAGCUCUGGUUUCCCUUAUGUACCUGCAGUGGUGCCACUUGAAAUAGACGUCCUACCUCGUAUUCACAGUGCUGAACCAGCCACAGAAAAGCACGAAAAUUGUGAUUCAAGGCUCGUAGUCUCUGGGUCAUGCCUCCCAUCUGUAAAAAGGCUAGAAGUCACUAACAUGGCAAAUACUCAGCCUGCUGUAACAGCGCAAGGUACCAGUGGGAUGACACGAAAGCGGUACAUUGUCCGUCCAGCAUCACAUUUAGCACCGAAAGCAUCCCAGGCCAGCACAGGGCUUUCAACGCAUGCAACAGCAUUGUGCCAAAAACUUAUUCGGAAGGACAAACUUGUGAUGGGACUGUCAACCAUGUCCUCUUUCGCCAAGAUGGAUGGCACACCUCCCAAUAAUCGAGAAGCAAAGUCAACGCUGCUCUCACAAAGCAACACAGAAGACACUUUGCUUUCAAGAUCAUAUGAAAGUGAAGCGUGCUCUUCGCCAGAUAUAUUGGCUUCUUGCAAAAAUCAUCAAGAGGGUGGUCAGCACAACUCUUCAGCUUCGUACAACAGUGUCUCUGAAGGAACUUCAUCACAGCUGCUGACAGUGAAUGGAAAGAGUUGCAAGCUGAAGCGCAUGGCUCACAGAGAACUGGAAAAACUGAGGUUUCUUGUUAACCGACAGAGACAUGGCUACCUGAAGCAGUUGCAAAAAGAAGUUGAACGUCUGCAUAAACUUGAGCAGCUGUUCCUCUUAGCAGACGUCAGCUGCACACCAUCUUCAGCAGAAACACAAGCCACUUCACCAGAAGAGGACUUAGCCGAAAUUGUGUGUGGAAAUGCAGACAGCAACAGUGUUGCUGUGCAGACUUCUCAGUUGCUUCUUACCAGUUGUGAUCAUGAGGACACUGUGGUCAAGGGAAGAUGCUUUGUGUCAGUGGGUGGCGAAUCGGCGAAGAAGCAGAGGGACCACCCUUCACCACGGAGGAGGAAAGCUGCCUCCAAGCGUCCUGUAGCAUGGGUAGUACCCUUGGGGUCAAACAUUCACUACCCUGGCAAUAAACAACAAGGAGCAUCCACAAAAGAGAGAAACCACCAGGAUGUCAAGGAAGGAGAGAGUCUGCAGGAAGCAUUUGCAGCCCGCUGUAGCCGCUUGAUCAAGCGUUCGGAGGCAAGGCAGACUCAGGUUGCCAUCCUGGCUGAACGACGACAAAAGCAGCGCUUAGCACCAUUGCAGGUGCAGCUGCAAGGCCGAAAUCAGGUGCAGCCUCGUCCACCAGGAAGCUUAGGAAGAGCCUCAACAAAGAAGACAUUUACACACAAGGAAAUGAGAGAACAGACUGAGAGGGUGUAUCAAAAGCUUCCUGAAGUUAUUGACUCGAAAACAAGGUUGCGUAGAGAGCAACAGUACAGAACAAACCGUCUUAUGGCACAGCUGUACAACAAGGCCAUUCAAGAGAAGGCUUUGACAGGCUGCAUCAACUUUCCAAUUAACAAGCCAUUCACUAAUCUUUGAAUGGUUCAGCAAUGCUAGCUAUUUGAACUUGCAAUUGGUGGUGAUUUAAUUCUGCUGUAUGUGAUGUGUAUACUUGGGAUGUAAAUAAAUAAUUGACUGACCUUCAAAGAGAA
This is a messenger RNA of Dermacentor andersoni, 3601 nucleotides long. RefSeq lists its product as uncharacterized. The record is from RefSeq and is a predicted model, not a curated record. NCBI's taxonomy places the organism in Eukaryota, Metazoa, Arthropoda, Arachnida, Ixodida, Ixodidae.